AAAAUGCAGAGAUUAAACUCAACAUCUCUUACAAGCCUUCAAUUUCUUACAGAACAUACAUUCAUCAAAGUCUCAGUUUCUAGCCCAAUACAACCAACAAUGGCCAUCAUGCAAAAGCUGAGACGGUCUUUAUCAAGCGAAAGAAGAUCAGCCGAGGUUCCAAAGGGGCACUUAGCCGUCUACGUUGGGGAGAGCAGCGAAAAGAAGAGGUUUGUUGUUCCGGUGUCUUAUUUGAAGAAUCCUAUGUUUCAAGAAUUGCUGUCUCAAGCUGAGGAGGAAUUCGGGUUCCAUCAUCCAAUGGGAGGCCUAACCAUUCCCUGCAGCCAAGAUUUAUUCGUCGAUCUCACAUCCCACUUGAACAAGUUGUAAAGUAUACACACGUAGAUUGAUAUAGAGAUUGAUAGAUGGAUGGAUAGAUAGAUAAGAUCGAUUUUUUGUAUUGUUUUUGGGGGCAUUUAUCCUUUUAUGUAAAUGAAGGAUUUUUUAAUA
This is a messenger RNA of Andrographis paniculata, 489 nucleotides long. RefSeq names its product auxin-induced protein 15A-like. The coding region runs from base 4 to 369 and encodes 121 amino acids. NCBI's taxonomy places the organism in Eukaryota, Viridiplantae, Streptophyta, Magnoliopsida, Lamiales, Acanthaceae. Gene Ontology annotation, biological process: response to auxin. The transcript has a single exon. The record is from RefSeq and is a predicted model, not a curated record.